ACAUGUUGAGAUGGUACAGUGUAGUAGAGUUUGUGGAGAAGCAUCAUCCAUCUCAGUUCUCCAAGUCAGUUUCUCCCACAGGAUGGCAGUGCCGUCCUGGAGUGAUAAAGGCAACAUGAGUCAGAGGGAAACACCUGAUAGCCAGAGUCCAGUCAGUGGGAGGAAGUGGACUGCAGUGUUUACACAGCUGAAGGCAGUCCUUCCUGAGGUGACGGACAAUCCCCUCCAUACACAUCAGCCAGGCGAUUGGGUGCUGAUUAAGGACUUCAGGAGGAAGCGGUGGAGCCAACCCAGGUGGAGAGGACCAUUCCAAGUACUACUGACGACACAAAACCGCAUGGCCUUGGACAUGCUCCUCGCUAAGGAAGGGGGAGUGUGCUCGAUGAUAGGCGACCAUUGUUGCACGUACAUACCGCCCAGUGAUGCACCUGGAGGUAAUAUCUCCAUGGCCUUGGACCACAUGAGUAAGAUUGCUGACCAACUUCGUGCUGAAGAAGCCGGAGUGAGACCUUGGGACUGGAAACGGGGAUCUCUAUUCUCAAUGUGGAAAAGUAUUGUAAUUAUGAUUCUCCCAUCCAUUUUACUACUUGCCUUGAUUAUAUGUUGUGGACCCUUGUUAUGUCAAUGUAUGCUUAGUACUAUUCGCAUGAAUAUGGAUACCAGAUACCAACUUAUUCAGGUCACUAAAGAGGACCUGGAUGAGGAUAACACCCUGUACCUGCACACUGUAUUCUCUGAUAAUUAACAAAUGAUUGUAUAAGAAUCAAAGGGGGGAAAUGUGAUGGAAAAUGAUACGAAACUAUGUAUUAUGUGAUUCAUAUAAAAUCACACUGA
Molecule: messenger RNA, 834 nt
Organism: Electrophorus electricus (electric eel)
Lineage: Eukaryota; Metazoa; Chordata; Actinopteri; Gymnotiformes; Gymnotidae
Source: RefSeq, a predicted model, not a curated record